AUGCGCGGAUCCCCCGCUACGGAGCGCGAAGAGCUCAUCAAACAACAUUCCGAGACGCUCCUACGCCGCAAUCCGUUCACGGCAAGGGAGCUGAUCAACGUCGCGACGCUCGCAUGGCCAUCCCUGCUAUCAACUCCCGACGCCCUCUGGUACAUGACCAG
This is a messenger RNA of Peniophora sp. CBMAI 1063, 161 nucleotides long. The record is from the annotation of a GenBank genome assembly. Lineage: Eukaryota; Fungi; Basidiomycota; Agaricomycetes; Russulales; Peniophoraceae.